GCAGUAACCAGCCAUUACCAUACUAGGCCGAAACUGAAAACACUACGCGGCCGACAGCAGACUCGGACCAAAAUGGCCGCGCUUCUAUUUCUUAGGGGUAUUCCCUUCCUUCGCGUACGGCUUGGCCGCCAACGCCUAGCCGCCGGAACACUCUCGCCACUUCGGCACCCGUGGAGCUCUACGGCAGACCCAACUAAGGUGGACGAGGAAGUAUCCACUGCCGGAAAGACUACGGCAGUAUUGAGCGCGCGGGACCCGCCCAACUACCCCAGGUGGGAUGAUCCUGAUUACCGGAAGUGGAAAGACAAGGAAGAAGAGAUUCUGAGAGAUAUAGAGGCCAUUGUUACCCUCACCAAAGAAAUUCUCCACUCUGACAGGUAUUUGGAUGGAGAACAUCUAACAGCUGAAGAUGAGAAAGCUGUGGUAGAAAACCUUCUCACUUACCAUCCAAAUUCUGAAGAUAAAAUUGGAUGUGGGCUUGACUCAAUAAUGGUUGAUCGCCACCCCCAGUUUAGACAUUCAAGAUGCCUUUUUGUUGUGAGAACUGACGGUGGAUGGAUAGACUUUUCCUAUCAUAAGUGCCUGCGGGCAUAUAUUCGAGAUAAGUAUCCACUGCAUGCAGAAAGAUUUAUUCGAGAACAUUUUAAGCGUGGCAGUUAAUGAUGUGUAUUAAUGCUGAUGCCUACAUUUGAACUCAGUUACAAUUUUGGCAUUGGUAGCGAUGAUUGUGAUACAAAUAUUUUAAAUAUAUGUUUGGUAUUUUAUUAUUAAAGACUAUUAUUAUGAUAUAAUUGAUAAUUGAGAAUUAAUAAAAUUUUAAAAAUUGGUUUCUCUA
This is a messenger RNA of Hevea brasiliensis (rubber tree), 835 nucleotides long. Its product is annotated as protein DCL homolog, chloroplastic. Gene Ontology annotation, cellular component: chloroplast. The transcript has 3 exons. Lineage: Eukaryota; Viridiplantae; Streptophyta; Magnoliopsida; Malpighiales; Euphorbiaceae. The record is from RefSeq and is a predicted model, not a curated record. Gene Ontology annotation, biological process: chloroplast organization; chloroplast rRNA processing. The coding region runs from base 73 to 660 and encodes 195 amino acids.